AUGGAAGGUCCAGGAACUGACGCCUCAUUCCAUUUCAGUGGUAUCGAAAAAUAUUUCAACUCUUAUACUCUUACAGGUAGAAUGAAUUGUGUACUGGCCACAUAUCGAGGCAUCGCUUUGAUGGUCUUAUACUUCAAGUUGAAGUAUAAAAAUACACCAGCUAUGAACGGAACAUUAACAGAUUUUAAGCUGUACCUCAUCUGUUAA
This is a messenger RNA of Lynx canadensis (Canada lynx), 207 nucleotides long. RefSeq names its product ATP synthase membrane subunit DAPIT, mitochondrial-like. The coding region runs from base 1 to 207 and encodes 68 amino acids. NCBI's taxonomy places the organism in Eukaryota, Metazoa, Chordata, Mammalia, Carnivora, Felidae. The record is from RefSeq and is a predicted model, not a curated record. The transcript has a single exon.